Sciurus carolinensis (gray squirrel) is the source of this 2555-nucleotide messenger RNA. Its product is annotated as leukocyte immunoglobulin-like receptor subfamily A member 6. The transcript has 14 exons. Gene Ontology annotation, molecular function: inhibitory MHC class I receptor activity. Gene Ontology annotation, biological process: cytokine-mediated signaling pathway. The record is from RefSeq and is a predicted model, not a curated record. Bases 16 to 2058 code for a protein of 680 amino acids. Lineage: Eukaryota; Metazoa; Chordata; Mammalia; Rodentia; Sciuridae.
UGGGGAGAAGAAGUCAUGACUCCCACCCUCACGGCCCUGCUCUGCCUUGGGCUGAGUCUGGGCCUCAGGACCCGAGGGCAGCAAGGGAUCCUCCCCAAGCCCACCCUGUGGGCUGAGCCAGGCUCUGUGAUCACCUGGGGGAGGCGAGUGACCCUCUGGUGUGAGGGGACCCUGGAGGCCCAGGAGUACCGUCUGGAGAAAGAGGGAAGCUCAGUGCCCUGGGACAGACAGAUCCCACAGGAUCCCAGGAACAAGGCCAAGUUCUCCAUCCCAACCAUGACACAGCACCAUGCAGGGCGAUAUCAAUGCUACUAUCACAGCCCUGCUGGCUGGUCAGAGCGCAGUGACACCCUGGAGCUGGUGGUGGUGACAGGAUCCUACAGCAAACCCAGGCUCUCAGCCCUGCCCAGCCCUGUGGUGACCUCAGGAGGGAAUGUGACCCUCCAGUGUGGCUCAUGGCUGGGAUAUGGCAGCUUUGUUCUCACUAAGGAAGGAGGACACAAGCUCACCUGGACCCUGGACUCACAGCAAGACUCCAGUGGGCAGUUCCAGGCCCAGUUCCCUGUGGGCCCCGUGACCCCCAGCCACAGGUGGACAUUCACAUGCUAUGGCAGUUACAGGACAACCCCCCAGGUGUGGUCAGAACCCAGUGACCCCCUGGAGCUCCAGGUCUCAGGGCUGUCCAGGAAGCCCUCCCUCCUGACCCAGCACAGCCCAGUCCUGGACCCUGGAGAGAACCUGGCCCUCCAGUGUCACUCAGACAGUGGCUAUGACAGAUUUGCUCUGUCCAAGGAGGGCGGACAGGACCUCCCCCAGCUCCCUGGCCAGCAGCUCCAGGCUGGGCUGUCUCAGGCCACCUUCCUUCUGGGCCCUGUGAGUGGCUCCCAUGGGGGUCAGUACAGAUGCUACGGUGGACACAGGCUCUCCUCUGAGUGGUCAGCCCCCAGUGACCCCCUGGACAUCCUGGUCACAGGACAGCUCCCUGCCUCACCCUCCCUCUCAGUGCAGCCGGGUCCCACAGUGUCCUCAGGAGAGAACGUGACCCUGCUGUGUCUAUCAAGGAGCUGGGUGGACACCUUCCUUCUGGUCAAGGAGGGGGCAGCUAAUCCCCCCCUGCGUCUGAGACCAGAGUACAGAGCUCCAGGGUUCCAGGCAGAAUUCUCCAUGAGAGCUGUGACCUCAGCCCUGGCGGGGACCUACAGGUGCUAUGGGUCUCAAAGCUCAUCCCCCUACCUGCUGUCAUGGCCCAGUACCCCCGUGGUCCUGGUGGUCUCAGGAUCCUCUGGGAGCCCCAGCCCCCCAUCCUCAGGGGCCACUACAAUAGCUGGAGGCCCUGAGGAGCAGCCCCUCAACCCCACUGACCCCGGACCCCAGAGUGGACUGGGAAGGCUGCUGCAGGUUCUGGUCGGGGUCCCAGUGGCCUUCCUCCUGCUGCUCCUCCUGCUCCUCCUCCUCCUCCUCCUCCGGCAUCAGAGCAGACGCAGGAAGGCGGCCCAGACAGAGGCUGGCCUCCAGGGACCUGCAGGGCCCACAGAGGCAGAGCCCCAGGACAGCGGCCUGCAGAAGAGGUCCAGCCCAGCCGCUGCCGCCCAGGAACAACACCUCUAUGCUGCUGUGAAGGACCCGCAGCCCGAGGUCGGGGUGGAGCUGGACAGUCGGAGCCCACCUGACAGGGACCCCCAGGGAGCAACAUAUGCCCAGGUGAAGCACUCAGGACUCAGGAGGGACGGGAGCUGCCCUCUUCCCCCACUGUCGGGGCAGUUCCUGGGCACAGAGGAUGCAGAGGACAGACACAUGGACACUCAGGCUGCUGCACCUGAAGGUCCCCAGGACGUGACCUACGCCCAGCUGUGCAGCGUGACCCUCAGACGGGGGGUGGCUGCCCCCACUUCCUCCCAGGAAGAGCAGCCCCCAGCGGGGCCCAGUGUGUAUGCUGCCCUGGCCCCACUCACCCGGGGGCUGCCCCAGAGGACUCGCACUAGAGACCCCAGCGUCCAUAGACACCUCAAGAGCCAGCAGGAGCUUCUGGGACCUUGUUCCACAGCUGCAGAUGACUGAUGACUGAUGCCCCUAAUUCUGGAAAGGGAGCGAGAGACUUGUGAGGAGUCAAGGAUGGAGUGAGGAGCCCAGCCGGAGGGGAAGGCGGAGCGGAGGAUCAGGAGCCCUGCUCCUCACCAGGACCUGAGCAUGCAGGACCAUGGCCCAUGGAGGACAGAAGCAGCCUCAACACCAGGGACCUCAGCGACCCUAGGGGGAGCGGAGAAAGGUUAACAAACCAUUCCAGGUGAAGGCUCAGUGACAGCAGCUACUACUGAGGACACAGAAAAGCAGAACAAUGAGGAACUUCAAAACAUCCAGCCUCUUUAUUAGUGCAUUAUAGUUACACUUGGCAGUGGGGAUCCUGCUGACAGAUUCAUGAAUUCCUAUGACAGUUUUCUCCAUUUCAAUCCCCAACACCUCCCGCCCUCCUCUCCCCUGCUCCCUCCCCUCCCUCCUCCUCCCUCCCUUUCCUUUUCCCUCCCCUCCCCUGCUCCCUCCCUCCCCUCCCCCCUCUU